UAUAAAGCUGCUCAGCACAUAAAACCAAUUAACAAAAAAAAUCAUACAUAGAUUGGUGGUGCAACUCAACUCUUAUUAUUGUUUCUCUCUUCUUAUUCUUUUUCUAAACUACAAAUUGCAAUCAUGGGAAAUAUAUUCCUCACACUCUUAUUGUUACCUUCAAUUUUCUCAAUAGCCUCAUCAAGAAGAGAACCUUCACCUUCCUCCAGCAACAUAGGUUGGUGGUGCAACCUAACCCCCCACCCUGAACCAUGCAAACACUAUAUUACUCAUAUGAACCCCCAUUCCACAAUCAAACACAAAACUGAAUUUCGAGGAAUGCUUGUUCAGUUGGCUUUAAAACAAGCACUUAACAUGCAAAGGGAAGCACAUGAUUCUCAACAAAACAUGGUCACAGAUAAACACAGGACUGUACAUGGUGAUUGUUUGAAGCUGUAUGAAAAUACCAUCUUUCAUCUCAAUCGUGCAAUUGAAAGUCUUGAUCUGAAAAAGGGUUUCUCACCAGUUGAUACACAAACUUGGCUCACAACAGCUCUCACAAAUAUCAGAACAUGUAGAACAGGGGCAGUGGAUCUCAAUGCUCAAGAUUUCAUGGUGCCAACAGGAAGCAGUAACGUCACUGAGAUGAUAAGGAACAGCUUAGCUAUCAAUGUUGAUUUCCUGAAACAAAAUGCUUCAAAAUAUCACACCUCAGAAACAGAGGAAGAUGUGUUUCCAAGCUGGUUUUCUAGGCAUGAGAGGAAACUUGUGCAGUCUUCUACGGUGAAGCCAAAUUUGGUGGUAGCAAAAGAUGGUUCGGGAAACUACAGGACUGUCCAAGGUGCUCUGAAUGCAGCUGCAAAGAGAAGAUAUAAAACAAGGUUUGUGAUAAAUGUGAAGAAAGGGGUGUAUAGAGAGAAUAUUGAGGUUGCUGUGAAGAAUGAUAAUAUCAUGCUGGUUGGUGAUGGGAUGAAAAACACCAUAAUCACCAGUGGCAGAAGUGUUCAAGCAGGUUUUACCACCUAUAGCUCUGCAACAGCAGGCAUAGAUGGCCUCCACUUCGUUGCACGAGAUAUUACCUUCCAAAACACUGCGGGUCCUCAAAAGGGUCAAGCCGUGGCGCUCCGGUCAGCCUCAGACCUCUCAGUCUUCUACCGAUGUGCUAUAUUAGGUUAUCAAGACACCCUCAUGGUUCAUGCACAACGCCAAUUUUAUAGACAAUGCCAAAUCUAUGGCACCGUAGACUUCAUCUUUGGGAACGCCGCAGUGGUAUUUCAGAACUGCAAGAUUUUCGCAAGAAAGCCUUUAGAUGGCCAAGCAAACAUGAUCACAGCUCAAGGACGAGACGACCCAUUCCAGAACACUGGAAUCACUAUCCACAAUUCUGAAAUCAGGGCGGCUCCGGACCUCAAGCCUGUUGUUGAGAAGCACAACACCUUCUUGGGCAGGCCCUGGCAACAAUACUCAAGAGUGGUGGUCUUGAAAACUUUCAUGGACACCUUGGUUAGCCCGUUAGGAUGGUCUUCGUGGGAUGGUACUGAUUUUGCUCUUGACACUUUGUAUUAUGGAGAGUAUGGGAACUCUGGGCCUGGUUCAUCUGUGAUAAAUAGAGUACAGUGGCCUGGGUUUCAUGUGAUAACAAGCCCCGCUGAAGCAUCACGGUUCACCGUUAAUGGACUUCUUACCGGCUCCAUGUGGUUACGUGAAACAACUGUGCCAUUUACCUCUGGUCUUUGAUCUCUGCCAUAUAACUAUUGCAGCAAAAAAAGUUCUACCAUUUUACUAUGUAAAUUACAUUUACUUAUUUGAAAUUAAUAUGUUGUAGUUAUUUGAAAAAAUUGUACAAUAUUCUUUUGUAUGUAUUCUUUGUGUGUAUUAUAAAAGAAAAAAAAAACAUUAUUGUUUGAAA
Molecule: messenger RNA, 1888 nt
Organism: Lotus japonicus
Lineage: Eukaryota; Viridiplantae; Streptophyta; Magnoliopsida; Fabales; Fabaceae
Product: pectinesterase-like
Exons: 2
Coding region: 124-1716 (530 amino acids)
Biological process (GO): cell wall modification
Molecular function (GO): pectinesterase activity; pectinesterase inhibitor activity
Source: RefSeq, a predicted model, not a curated record